CUAGUCCAGAGGAGUCUUGUGUUAGUCCACACCUCCUAGUCCAGAGGAGUCUUGUGUUAGUCCACACCUCCUAGUCCAGUGGAGUCUUGUGUUAGUCCACACCUCCUAGUCGGGCUCCCGUCAUGGCGCGGGAGAACGUGGAGGGUGGGCGGGGCCAGACGUGGAAGAAGCAGGUGGACGACAUCAAGAAGGUCUUUGAUCUCAAGGAGGUACUCGGCACGGGAGCCUUUUCUGAGGUGGUCCUGGCCCAGGAGAAGCUGACAGGGGGGAUGUUUGCCGUUAAGUGCAUACCCAAAAAGGCUCUGAAGGGGAAAGAGAGCAGCUUGGAGAACGAGAUCGCCGUGCUGAGGAAGAUCCAACAUGAGAACAUUGUGGCUCUGGAGGACAUCUACGAGAGUCCGGACCACCUCUAUCUCAUCAUGCAGCUGGUGUCAGGCGGCGAGCUUUUUGACCGGAUCGUUGAGAAAGGCUUCUACACGGAGAAAGACGCCAGCACGCUCAUCCGACAAGUGCUGGAUGCUGUCAACUACCUGCACAACAUGGGCAUCGUCCACAGAGACCUGAAGCCAGAGAACCUUCUGUACUUCAACCCUCACCACCACUCCAAGAUCAUGAUCAGCGACUUUGGCCUUUCCAAGAUGGAGGGAAGUGGUAACGUCAUGUCCACCGCAUGUGGCACACCAGGAUAUGUGGCACCAGAAGUUCUUGCCCAGAAGCCCUACAGCAAGGCAGUGGACUGCUGGUCCAUCGGAGUCAUCGCAUAUAUUCUGCUGUGUGGAUACCCUCCUUUUUACCACGACAACGACUCCAAGCUCUUCGAACAGAUCCUCAAAGCCGACUACGAGUUUGACGCUCCGUACUGGGACGACAUCUCCCACUCAGCUAAGGAUUUUAUCAGCAACCUCAUGGAGAAAGACCCCAGCAAGCGUUUCACCUGUGAGCAGGCACUGCGACAUCCCUGGAUCUCGGGGGACACUGCCCUGUGCAAGAACAUCCAUGAGUCAGUUAGCCGGCAGAUGAAGAAGAACUUUGCCAAGAGCAAAUGGAGGCAAGCGUUCAACGCCACGGCGGUGGUUCGCCACAUGAUGCGGCUGCAGCUUGGCAGCAGCAUGGCGAGCGGCGUGGACGCCUCCAACCCACACAGGCUGAGCCAGAAGGUGGCCCAGGGUUCCAACCAGGUGGCCCAGGGUCCCAACCAGGUGGACCGGAGUCCCAACCAGGUGGACCAGGGUUCCAACCAGGUGGCCCAGUGUCCCAACCAGGUGGCCCAGGGUUCCAAUCAGGUGGACCAGAGUUCCAACCAGGUGGACCAGAGUCCCAACCAGGUGGACCAGAGCCGGCCUGCUCAGAACCAGAAUGCGGGCCAGACGUCAUCCUUGGACGACAACAUGGCCGCUCCAUGCAAGGAAUGUGUGCCCGCCAUGCCCUGCAGUCUGGCGUCUGCAGCCGGCACUCCGGCAGCGGGGGCGGAGCUCAGCCGAGCGCACCCCUCGCCGGUGACCGCCCCGGUGCAGACGGAGACCAAGUGACCAAGCUGAUUAAGGACUAAGUGCCGCCACUUCCUCUUUCGUCUCUCUCCAACUGGAAUGUUCCAUCUUGCUACAAGCGCCCUUCAUCCUCUUGAAAAAGCCAUGGCUGACCAAUGAGCACGCUGCGUGGGUAGGAUGACCAAAUAAGGGCGCGGAACGAUGUCCUGCUGACAAUGUGUUUGGGAACUUCCUAUUGCAAAUGGCCCCCAGGCCCCUCCACCUCCACCUCCACCUCUUAAAGCCAUGAUUCAGUCGCGCUCAGGGAAAACUUUGUGCUGGCGGCCUCCCUGCUUUGCUUUCACUUUCACUUUGCGUAGAUGUCAAACACGAGCGCUGACAGAAGUAUGGUAUGUUUGCUUGACAGUAACAACCGUGUUAGGUACUUCUUACAACCCAAUCAGGAGAGACUGUCCAAAUGCUGCAUUCGAGACGGCUGGGAAAUAUUGGAACUUACCUCAAAACCUUAUGCUCUGUGGAUGUUGUUGUUUUCAUCCUUUAAUAACUGUUGUGUGGUGCACGUGUCACCUUUCUUGCAAAUAUUCAUGUUUUUACAGCAUGCAGGUCACGCAGGAGACUUCGGAGGGGGCGUGGCCUUCGCAGGGGCCACCAAUUUAAAACAAUUGCAUUUGAAUUCCACUAAAUAUUAUAAAACAAGCUGACAGAUUUACCAUCCUUGUCGCUGCUAGGCUAGCAUUAGUUAUUGAUUGAUUUAUUGUAGCGAUACCACUGAUUGUCUUUCCCAUCCAAUACCAAAUCCAGGCUGGUAUCGAUGAUACCGAUCCGAUACUUUGUGCAAAUAUACUUAACGUGUCAGCUGAAAUGAAAUAAGUUGUUUAUUUUCAAAUAACACAUGCAUCUAAAAGAAAACAACAGUAAAAAUGGCAGAAAAAAGAACAAAAAAAUUGGAAUGUAAAAAGAAAAAGUUGAACAUAUAAACAUUUUUAAUUAAUAAUAAUAUACUAUAAUAUAUAUAGUAUUUAUUUUUAGUGUUUUUUAAAAACAAAAAAAUAUGAAAAUGUCCCCCCAUAAUUUGACUUUGGUGGAAAAAGUUUGGACACCCCUGAU
Entelurus aequoreus (snake pipefish) is the source of this 2594-nucleotide messenger RNA. It is a transcript of the gene camk1da, whose product is annotated as calcium/calmodulin-dependent protein kinase 1Da. Bases 123 to 1529 code for a protein of 468 amino acids. The record is from RefSeq and is a predicted model, not a curated record. Gene Ontology annotation, biological process: peptidyl-serine phosphorylation. Gene Ontology annotation, cellular component: cytoplasm; intracellular anatomical structure. The transcript is spliced from 13 exons. NCBI's taxonomy places the organism in Eukaryota, Metazoa, Chordata, Actinopteri, Syngnathiformes, Syngnathidae. Gene Ontology annotation, molecular function: calmodulin binding; ATP binding; calcium/calmodulin-dependent protein kinase activity.